AAGAAAAGCGAGAAAGAAUGGCAAGAACCAAGCAGACCGCUCGCAAGUCUACUGGCGGUAAAGCCCCCAGGAAGCAGCUGGCCACCAAGGCCGCUCGUAAGAGCGCCCCGGCCACCGGAGGCGUCAAGAAGCCUCACCGUUAUAGGCCCGGUACCGUGGCUCUGCGCGAGAUCCGCCGUUACCAGAAAUCCACCGAGCUGCUCAUCCGCAAGCUGCCCUUCCAGCGCCUGGUCCGCGAGAUCGCUCAGGACUUCAAGACCGACCUGCGCUUCCAGAGCUCUGCUGUCAUGGCUCUGCAGGAGGCCAGCGAGGCUUACCUGGUCGGACUCUUCGAGGACACCAACCUGUGCGCCAUCCACGCCAAAAGGGUCACCAUCAUGCCCAAAGACAUCCAGCUGGCUCGCCGCAUCCGCGGAGAGAGAGCUUAAGCUAUACGCUCU
This is a messenger RNA of Pelmatolapia mariae (spotted tilapia), 440 nucleotides long. RefSeq names its product histone H3. Bases 18 to 428 code for a protein of 136 amino acids. The record is from RefSeq and is a predicted model, not a curated record. Lineage: Eukaryota; Metazoa; Chordata; Actinopteri; Cichliformes; Cichlidae. Gene Ontology annotation, molecular function: structural constituent of chromatin; protein heterodimerization activity; DNA binding. The transcript has a single exon. Gene Ontology annotation, cellular component: nucleosome.